AUAAUCGGGCUGCCUCAGUGAGCAUGUGUUGUGUGCGUGCAUGUGUGUGUGUUUGUGCAUGUGCGUACGUGCGCUUGGUGGUGCAAAAUUUUUCUCGAAGUGCAACCGUGCGGACGCAAACGGAGUGAAAGUGCGCAAUCACGCCGAACCGCUUUUCUUCACCAGCUCGGCUGUGAAAGCUGGAGCAAUUAGAGCAACUCGCGAAACUUUCCAAGAUGAACCGUAAGGCGGAGCUGGAGCGGAAGAAGGCCAAACUGCAGGCCCUCCGCGAGGAGAAGGACCGCAGGCGGAAGGAGAAGGAGCAGAAGGAUCUGGAGGAGGCGUCCGGCAAGCUGGGCCACUCAGAAACCAGCACACGGAAGGAUCUGGAUGAGAUGCUUUCGUCGCUGGGUGUGGCGCCCGUGUCCGAGGUGCUGUCCUCGCUGUCCUCGGUCAAUUCGGCCACCUCCGACCAGUCCACCACCCACACGCCCGACGCCAGCCUGCAGCCCAGCAUCAACGGUGCGAGCUAUCGCAAGAAGCCGGUCAACCUGUGCCUGGUAUCGGUGCAGGCCACCAACAUUCCCCCGAAGGAGACGGUCGUCUACUCGAAGCAAACACAAACGAACAGCUCCGGCGGUCACGAGCGCGACGUUUUUUCUUGCCAUUCCUCACCUCUGUCAGGAUAUAUGGAGGAUUGGUGGAGACCGCGCAAAGCUCACGCAACCGACUAUUACGAUGAGUACAAUCUUAACCCCGGUUUAGAGUGGGAGGAUGAGUUUACAGGUGACGAUGAGGAAAGCUCCCUCACCCAUAUCGACCAUGGGUUCCACUCGAAGCUGCCGCCCGGCAUCCUCCCCCACGGGCUGCCGACGGUCAAGGAGGUCGCACCAGCCAUCACGCCGCAGGAGCAGAAAAAGGAAGACCUCAAGGAGGUGAAAGAGCUCUCCGCCGAGCAGAAGCAGAUGAUCAUACUGUCGGAAGACUUCCAGCGGUUCAUCCUGCGCGCCGGCAAGGUGAUGGAGCGGGCACUCUCCGAAACGGUCGACAUCUACACGGACUACAUCGGCGACGGCGAGGCGGACGAUAUGAACGAUGAAAAGUCACACGCAAGGCUGUCGCUGAACCGCACCUUCUACUGCGACCGCUGGUCGAAGAACCGGUGCGUCACGUCGUUCGACUGGUCGACGCACUUCCCCGAGCUGAUGGUGGCGUCCUACCACAGCAACGAGGAGACACCGAACGAGCCGGACGGUGUGGUGGUGGUGUGGAACACCAAGUUCAAGAAGCAGACGCCGGAGGAGGUGUUCCACUGUCAGAGCGCGGUCAUGUCGACGUGCUUUGCCAAAUUUCACCCGAACCUGAUCCUCGGCGGCACCUACUCCGGCCAGAUCGUGCUGUGGGACAACCGGGUGCAGAAGCGCACCCCGAUCCACCGGACGCCGCUGAGCGCCAACGCGCACACGCAACCGGUGUACUGUCUGUCGAUGGUCGGCACGCAGAACGCGCACAACGUCAUCUCGAUCAGCUCCGAUGGCAAGCUGUGCUCGUGGAGCCUGGACAUGCUGUCCCAGCCGCAGGACGUGCUCGAGCUGCAGCACCGCCAGUCUAAAGCCAUCUCCGUCACGUGCAUGGCGUUCCCGCACAACGAGGUGAACAACUUUGUGCUGGGCGGCGAGGACGGCUACGUCUACUCGGCCAGCCGGCACGGCAACCGGUCCGGCAUCGGCGAAACGUACGAGAAGCAUCUCGGGCCGGUGACGGGCAUCUCGGCCCACCACAACCAGUCGUCGCCCGACUUCGGGCACCUGUUUCUCACCUCCUCGAUCGACUGGACGAUCAAGCUGUGGAGCCUGAAGGACAACAAGCCGCUGUACUCGUUCGAGGACAACUCGGACUACGUGAUGGACGUCGCCUGGUCGCCGAUCCAUCCGGCCCUGUUUGCCGGCGUGGACGGCAGCGGCCGGCUCGACCUGUGGAACCUCAACCAGGACACGGAGGUGCCGACCGCCUCGAUCACGGUCGACGGGCAGCCGGCGCUGAACCGCGUCUCCUGGACGCCGUCCGGCCUGCACGUGACGGUCGGGGACGAGGCGGGCCGCAUCCACGUGUACGACGUGGCGGACAAUCUCGCCAACCCGCGCAUGGACGAGUGGAACAAGCUGAACGCGGUGCUGUACGAGCUCAAGAUGAACCAGACGGACGAGUUCGACGAGAAGGACCAGAAGUCGCCGGUGCCGCAGAACACCAGCACCGCCAGCGCGCUCACCUCCCUCUCCAGCUCGCCGCUCAUAUGAAACUCAAUGAUGCGACCG
Anopheles merus is the source of this 2294-nucleotide messenger RNA. RefSeq names its product cytoplasmic dynein 1 intermediate chain (gene sw). Gene Ontology annotation, cellular component: cytoplasmic dynein complex. Gene Ontology annotation, biological process: transport along microtubule. Gene Ontology annotation, molecular function: dynein heavy chain binding; dynein light chain binding. The coding region runs from base 216 to 2276 and encodes 686 amino acids. The record is from RefSeq and is a predicted model, not a curated record. NCBI's taxonomy places the organism in Eukaryota, Metazoa, Arthropoda, Insecta, Diptera, Culicidae. The transcript has 11 exons.